Molecule: messenger RNA, 1347 nt
Organism: Arachis duranensis
Lineage: Eukaryota; Viridiplantae; Streptophyta; Magnoliopsida; Fabales; Fabaceae
Product: mediator of RNA polymerase II transcription subunit 30
Exons: 5
Coding region: 500-1105 (201 amino acids)
Cellular component (GO): mediator complex
Source: RefSeq, a predicted model, not a curated record
AACCGAACCAAUUUUGCAAAAAACCCUAAAAAUUACUAAUCCCCAAUCCAAACCUAGCUCAGUAGCUCUCUCUUCUCCAAAUCUCUCCCUCUGUGCGACCCACGUCCUUGAGUCUCCACACCUGCGAGGCUGCGACACCCACGUUCCUCCCAAGUCUCACCACCGCGAAGCCUUCCUCUUCGCGGACAGAGCAGAGAUCCUCCCAAGUCCCACCACCGCGAAGCCUUCCUUUUCAGGCCAGCACGCCACUACCCACUGACUCAACAGGGCAGAGCACCACGCCAGUGAGACGCCACGAACUAGCAGCGUUUCUGGGUUCCAGCCACGAUCAUCAGUUCAACCCAGCACCUCCCAGUCUCCCACAACACAGCAGCCACCGGUUGGCCCUCUUCCAGUGCUCUUCCUCCUUCCCAUCCACCUGACUUCAGGGUUAGGGUUUUUUUCCAAUUUCCCACUAUCAACAAUCCAAGACACUCGAUUGAACUCAGCAGCAACUAAAAUGGAAGAGCAAUCAGUAGUAAACGGCAUCGUUUCAGGUUCAAGCAGUUCCAGAACGACACAGGAGCUUGCAAUGGAAGGCCAGAAAUACCUCGAAGAAACCAUAGAGUACGCUUUUCAGAUCCUAUCUUCCAUGAACGACGAGCUCUGCAACCCCGUUUUGUGGUCCAUUGCUUCUCCGUCUGCAGCUUCCUCAGCUUCCCCGCUUCACCAUAACAACGGUCCUUCUUCUCACUCUUCCAACGGUGGCGCCGGAGAUGCUGCCUCCGAUAACUCCAACCACCAUGCUGAGAGUGGUGCCGUUGGUGGAGGAGCUGGCGCUGGUGGCGCACUCGAAGAGGCAAGGUUUCGCUAUAAGAACGCUAUUGCUUCCCUUCGAAACGUUCUCGAAGCAAUUCCCAAUUCUCAAAAGGCAAAAUCAUUUGACACUGGUUCAACUGAUAGUCCAAUGGAAUUGGAUGAUAUGGAAAUUGAGAAAUUGGAGGAGCGAGCCUCUUCUCUAAGAAAGGAGCUUGCCAACAAGAACAUGCACCUAAAGAUACUCAUUGAUCAACUGCGUGAUCUUCUCUCCGAUAUAUCAACGUGGCAAAGUCCUUAUUCAACCUGAAGAUUAGGAUGAACUCUUAAAUUUGAGGAUAGUAUCGUAAAAUGAAAACCUGAGUUCAGAGUACAGUAAAUGCAGGAUUUCUGGUCUCACGGAUCUCGUGUCAUUCUUUAGUGGAAUUCUUCAUUUUCCUCUAUCCUCAAAAACAAAAAUGCUAUGUGCAUAAAAAAAAUCAGCGAACAAAUUAGUCAUCAUAUAUUUUUGUAUAAAUACAUGUGAAUUUUAAUCCAGAAACUAUUAAAAUA